Molecule: messenger RNA, 999 nt
Organism: Punctularia strigosozonata HHB-11173 SS5
Lineage: Eukaryota; Fungi; Basidiomycota; Agaricomycetes; Corticiales; Punctulariaceae
Exons: 1
Coding region: 1-999 (332 amino acids)
Source: RefSeq, a predicted model, not a curated record
AUGAAUAGCGCUGAACCCUGGGUGCGGCCAGGCAUGUACUUGGCAGUGGACCGACAUCAUGGACCGCCUUCCGAACGAGAUCCUCGACACGAUUGUCCGAUUAGCCUGCAUCGACGGAGGAAAAACCGCACGAGCGUUUGGCUGGCAUCCCAACGCAUUUCGGACAUUAGCAAACAGCACCGAUUCCAGUCGGUCGCCGUAGCGGGACCACAACAAACGGAAGCGCUCUUGGACGAGCUGUUGACGCUGGACGAAGCGAGCCGGAAGGUACUUCACCUGUUCAUCGCCGUCAACAAUUUCUCUCGUGCGCUCGCCACCCCAAAGCCAGGAACCACUCUACGGGGCAUGCUGGAUCUCCAGGAGCGGCACUGGGCGAAGCUCUUCCGUCUCGUUGCUCCCACCUUGCGCACGCUGAGUGUCAUGUCAUAUAAUCCCAUUCCGGGCCUAUUCCUUCAUCCUCUCGGAAAGGAAGAAACAGUCUUCAUGUUUCCGCAGCUCACGCACCUCACCUAUCAACACGCGGGCUAUCGUGGUCUCUGUUCACUCGGACAUAGCUCCGAAGUGGCCAUGACCUCGCUCGAUUGCGUCCGCAUGCCCCGGUUGCAAGUCCUCCAUUCGUCAAGCCGAGCAGCAUGCUCGUAUAUCUGUCUGCUCGUGAGCAACGUCGCUCGUCACUCGCCAGAACUAGAACAAGUCCUCCUUUCGGAUUUUUACAUGCAGCCCUGGGAGCAGGACUCCAUCCGGCGCCUUUUGGGUCUACUCGAGGAUAUAGCAAACAUCGAGCCUCCAGGUAACUCGCACAAUAUCAGCCUUAUGAUCGAACCCCUCGCAGAAAAUGUGCGUCUGCGAGUGCGGCCGGAGAUAGGUUUGCCUCGGGAUAAUUUGGACGUUAUCUUGGACAUUUUCAGCAGCAGCGAACGGGAUUGCGCAAUUCUUGAUGAUAGGAGCAAGGAAACGGACUACGAUGAUUUCAUGGAGGAACGGAUAUCGAGGUAUUGA